UGCAAGAGCGGGCAGGCAGUAUGGCUGCUCUGCGGAUUCUUGCGCAAGAAUGGCCAUACUUGCGCAAGAAGCUGCGAGUGUAGACAUUGCCUUACUGAUUUAUUUUAGGUCAUUAAGGCUUUCAGCAGCUGCCAUUAUAUUCUUUCAGGAAUUAAUAAACCAAUGUAUCUGUAGUGGUGGCUCUAUUAUUCAGUCUACUUCAAAAUGGUCUAGCUAUUUACUCUUCUUAGCAUAUGCACAAUGUGCCUCAGGUGACAGAGGACCAGGAUUCAUCUUCAUUCAUUAAGUUUGGUCAUGUGGUUGGAUCAUUAGUAAAGCUCUGCCAGUCUCCUUAUAUCCACAGCCCCUGUUUGUGAAUAGAAGAUUGGAUGCAGAUACUAUUUUGUAUCUGUGCAGGCCUCUAAUCAUUAACUUUCCCAGAUUGCAUCAGGUACUGAGGGGGAGUGCAACACAAAGGCUGAUCCAUGCCACCCACCCAUGGACUGCUUGACAGAUUCUAUAAUUUCCAUUCUUAUUGUUCCAUUUUAUUACUAGGAAAGAGAAAGACUAUCUGAAAAUUCCUAUUCUGCUCUAAUGUAACCAUCUUUCUGUAAACAAUGCUAAAUCAAGCCAUUAUCAGAUCAAGUAAGGGGAAGUGAAGACAGCUCUUCUGGUAUUGUUACAAGAAUGGUCAAUCUGUGAAUUGCACAGUUGGAAACAUGAUCUUUCCAUACAUCUUUCUAAACAGUACCAUGACUGAGAAGAAUAAACGUAAAGUAAAUGUUCUGAGCCACCUUGUGGCGAGUGUGUAGCAUUUAAGAAGUUGAAAGACAAGACACUUUAAAACUGGAAUUUUUAAUGAAAAAGCUAUUAUAGCUUGAGAGCCACUGUCAUGAGAAAAAGUGUGAAUAUAUUUCCUCUUUUAAUAAAUGUAUUUACAAUGGAAUAAAAAACCACAUAUGUAGAAUGCUAAUUGAAUCUGUUUAUCUGCUAAUAACGCAAUCAGUGUAUUAUUUCUCAAAUAUAAUUUCCUAGUUCAUCCCCAAAAAGGUAUCCUAUGAGUUUUUUUCAUCCUAUCUCUACUUAUUCUAAAUGUUAAAAAUGUACUAAGAAUUCUUAAAUCCCAUGAACUAUUGCUUAAUUAAUCUCUAGUCUAAUAUCUUCCUAUAAUAGCUGCUUUGUCUUCUCAUAUGCCUUUUCUUAUGUGUGAUUGCUUUUAACAAUUUCUUUAUCACUUGUGUUGCUGUCUAUGCAGUCAGCCAGUAAUUUCAAGAAGUUAGAGCAAUUGCCAGUGUUAGCUGUGUUCCUGUGGUUGUGGUUUUAAUUGAAGUGUCAGUAAUUGAUAAUUAUGAUUAAGAUCCCAAUGUUAAGUGCAACUCUUUACAUGCAAGUACAAGUUAUGAUAUUUGACAGUUAAUUUUCUACUGUAUUUGUGUGUCAUAAGGUUUGAAAAUGAUGAAGUGUUUAUAUAAAGCUUUGAUUACUGUUGACUACUUUAGGCCAAGUUUUUUAUGGGUGAUUAUUGAUUUGAGGGUUUCAAAAUUAGAUACCCCAAAAUGAAGCCUCAUUAGAGACAUGAAAGUUUGGUUAAUUUUUUAGUAGUAGAUUAUAUGUUCUGAUAAGAUUAUUAGGCUAAUUUCAAAGAGCCAGCUAAAAUAAAAAUACCUACUUAUCUGAAAAAUGAUUUUGAGCCACAACUUCCAUUAAAAUGAAUAGUAGUUGCAGAUGUUCAGGUUUCUAAAAAAGUAGAUCUCUUCUUGAUAUUAAUAUUUAAACAAAAGCUAUUUCUGCUAUUAAUCUUUACUUUUGUUAGUUUAUGUUUAGAAUACAAGUCUUUAGCACUCCAAUAUUCCCUCACAAGCAUCACUACCCUGUUUUUACCCACUCUUUAAGGGAAAGCACUGGAUGUGUAUCUUUUUUGUUUGACACACUUGCCUUGCAGCUGAGUUGAAUUCUAAAUAUGCCCCCCCCCCUUUUUUUUUGAGUAGUAUGAAGAUCUGAAUAUAUGCAUUGCAAACCUUUGGAUUGCUGUGUUUCAUCAAAGCAAUGGCUUGUCAGGAGUUUACUGUCUUAUACACUCAUCAGAAGACUAAAAAAUCGAAAGUAUGGCAAGAUGGAGUUUUGAAAACCACUACUGGAGGAAAUAAGGCAACCUUAUUUGAUGACAGAGGACAAUGUUUGGAGAGUGUAUUUGUUAAAUCUCAGGUGAAACCUGGAGAUGACUUAGAAAGUGACCGAUAUUUGAUCACAAUUGAAGCAGAAAAAAUAACUGAAAACUGUGGUAGUGAUCAGCCAAAGAAAACAGAAGCGCCUACGCUGAACAGAAAUAGUUUGAAGCCCAGUGGUUUCUCUCUGCCCCAUCUACCUCUUGGCUUGAAAAGGAAACAUACUGGCUUUCAAGGGCCACGUCAAAUUGAAAAGAAAAUGGUGCUGAUGGAAGAUGAUGAAGCAGUAGUAUCCCAUUCAUCUAAGCGGUCUCUGUUGUCCUUUCCUUCUCAGUUGUAUAACACCUCUCCUUUAUUUUCUACUACUUGCGAGAAGGAUGCUGAAACUAAUUCAUCAUCACUCUCUAAUAAUGAUGCUUGCACAGGCAGCAAUAGAGACCAUAUGUCUGUCUCCUCACUGGUUUCCACUUCUUAUAUUGGCAUUCCCAAAGAAGUGAUACACAAUAGAAACCACAGCAUCUCUAUUUCUGGACAGAUGGAAUCAAAUUGUCAGACAGUCAGUGGUAUGUCUCUGUCUCAGAACAUCAGGAGCAAAGCACAGAUAAUAGCACUUCUGAAAUCCAAGCCAACACAACUGUGCAACGAUCAAAACUCUUCCGAAAUCACUGAGUGUUGUUCUGGAUGUCAGUUGUCAGAAAGCAGAGGAAUUUUAUUGAAACAAAAGAGUGGAAAUGUGUCUGCACAUAUGGAUAUCUCUGACAGAGAAAGUACCAAGAAUAUACAGCACCAAUCAACUACAGAGAAAACAAUAACUAAUAGUUGGGAUGUUUAUAUGUUGCCAAAUUCAGCCAAACAGUCUUGUGAUGAAGAAGUCACAGAAAGGAGACAUGACAAAAAAGCAAGUAAUUUAGGUUUGGAUUUACAAGACCCUCAAAACCCAAAGGCUUCACAUUUCAUGGCAGCCUUUGUGCAGCCUGUUGAAAAAGGGCUAAAAUACAAUUGCGAGAAACAAACAGAUCAUGACAGGCAAUACAGCUGGGAUUGUAAAACAGCUUCUCAAGCAUCUGCAUCCCGUGGAAGUGAUUGGGAAACUCAGCUGUUAGCCAUUAAUGAGAGUUCUGGCAAAGACCAACUGAAUCCUUGUGAAUUACCUGAAUCAAAUAUAAAUAAAGAGAGUGACAUUCAAUUUGUCUCAUCUUCAGAGGAUGUUUAUACUAGGAGCACAAAUGCAUCCAUUAUCUUUGAAACAAAUAUCCCCAAAUGCCAUGAACAUACUGUAACUGAGCAUCUUAAAGAUUCAGAAGUUUCUUCUGCUCAGUCACAAAAUGGACUUCUGCCAAGAAUAGAUUUAGGAAGUAUAGUUAAUGAGUCUAGGAUUUCUGGUCCUGAAGCUGUAAGUGAGGAAUUAGUUGCAUGCGGAGAAAUUAGUGAUCCAGCUGAUCAGUUUAUGGAAAUUAACUUCAAUCUGUCAGAAACUUUUGAUUUUAAUGACACACAAGAUGAAGUAGAAUGUGAAAGUAACAUGCUUUCCCAGGGUUCAACCUGCUUGACAAUAGGAGCUAUGGCACAGAACAGUGAGAGGAGGGUUCAUAUGAACUGUGGAGUAAUAAUACGUAAUAAUGAAGAAAGAGUUGUCAAAUAUUCAACAAUUCUGAGGGAGAGAGAUGACAAUCAGACCAGAAAGUCUCUGCAAUUACAACUGUGUGAUAAAUCCUGUGAAUGUUUUGACAAAACUGUGAAAGAUGAUCUAACUCUUUCUCUAGUUGAACUGGGAAAUUCAGAGAGUAAAAACAUUGGAGAGAUGAAUGCGAGUACAUUAAAUAUUGAAGUCACUGAUGAUAAGAAAGACCAGGUUUUCUCUCCACAGUCUACUGUUAGAGACUUGUUAAUCGAGAAUAAAAAGUGCUCUGAUGCUUUUGUGAAUGGUGGAGUCAGUAAUUAUGAAUGUGAUACUAGAAACAAAUUUGAGAAAAAUGAAAUUAUUUCAUAUAUUCCUACUACUUUACAGACUUGUGUCACGGACAAAAAUCCAGAAAAAGAUGUUCUACAUCUCGGAGACACAAACUCCCAGGAUAGUCCUUUAGAACAUUACUUGAUGGCUAGUGGUGAUGAAAUUAUACCAGUGAAUCCUUUAUUGGCCUCACCACCAAAGGUUGGCAAUUCCAGUGACCCAUGCCAGUAUAUUACUGGUAAACACUGUACCACAUUUGAUACACUAGAUAAAGAACAUACUCAGGUUUCCAGAACUAUCACUUAUCCUUUAACAAGGGAACAUAUGUCCUCAAAGGAAGACAGAAUGUGUGAAAUUGAGUUUGAAAAUGGAUCAAGCAUCAUGCCUUCAAUUCAUGAUGCCAUGGAAGGUAAAAGAAGGGAAACCGAUUUCCUGAAACACAUACCUCAAAUUGAUAAUUCUUCAGGACUUCCUGACUUAGUAAAUGGCAUUACUCUUUUAAGAUCUCUGACUGAACAUACAACAGCAUUAGAAAGCUUACAAAUGAUGGAGAAAAAUAAUGGUUUGCUGUAUCAAAGAGAAACUACUAAAGAGAAAAGUGAAACAGCUGAAGAAUUGGAAGCUAGGCAACAGUUAGCUGAAGUGUCUUAUUCAGAAGAUAUGCAGACAUCUUAUUUAUACUUUGACUCUCCUGAAUCUGUGCAAUCAUCUAUGAACAAUGACUUAGAGAAAUCUAUUUCUGCUCACUGGCCCGGUAGUACAGCUAAGAGAAUUUUUGACUACCAACCAAAGCCAGUUGAAUUUCAAGGGCACCAGGUACAAGGAUCAGCAACUAGUGAGUUAAUGAUGAGACUUCCCUACUCAGAGCUAGGAUGGAAUCAAUAUCCAGAUACUAUUGACCAUGAAAGCCUCACAGACAAUUACUUAAUGUCACCCCAGCUUCCAAGCAGUUCUACCGUGACUGGCUUAAUACAGUCCCCAGGCUCAAGAUGUCUUCCAGAAGAUGGUCUAAACUUUAUUACAGGAGAUGAUUUUCAAAAGAAAUCUGAAUUUAUUGAAGACCCAGUCACCAAUCCAUCUUCACUGAAGUUGAAUGCUAUGACAUCUCCUUCUGAUUUUAAUUUGGGACAUAAAGAGUGGACUUCAUGGAAGCCCAACAAGGUGUUCUCAACAGUGCAGCAGCAUGCUUCAUUGAAUUCUGACUCUAUGUCCCCAACUCCAAGGAGUGAAGAAAAUAUAAUAGACAUACAAGAACAGAUGUCCGUGACGUCCAGAGCUUUACCAAGUGAUAAAGAAAAUUCAGCAUGCUUUUUCAGAACAGAGGAUUCUUGCUGUUCAGAAGAUGGUGACCUCUUAAGCCUCCAGUCUGCACUUAGAACAAGAACUCCACUUAUCACUGUUCCUGCCACUGGAGAGACUCCUGAAUCAGAAGUUUAUUCAUGUGUAAUGGACUGUGAGGAAGUCCAGCAAUCCUUUGGGUCUCCAAUAGCCAACGUUUAUGGCCAGCCAGCAGUGUUUCCUGUCUCUGAUUUUGGGCCUGAGGACAGGAACUAUGAAACCUCUGUAGAGUGCUCGGAAGGGAAGUUGAUACAGCCAGUGGUUUCUAAUGUGACUUCACAAAACAGACAAAGCAAGUGGCUGAAAUAUCAGAACACAGCUCAGUGUGAUUUGAUAACUCAAAACAGAGGUGAUGUGAAAGUGACUGAUGACUUCUGUGCUGAGAAUGUCUUUGGAAUGCCCCUUGCUGACACUAGACAGAGUCAGAGUGAUGCCAUGAAUAAAAGCCUUCCAGACUCUGUGCAUCUGCAAAGGAUAAGAGGCAUACUUGGUAAACAUGGCAGAAAUUUUAGCAGCCAAGAUUCUGUUUCAGAAGGGAAGAUACUUUCUCUGCACUUAAAGCAAAUUCCUAUUGCUGAAGAAGCACAGAAGGUGUUAGGUCAGCUGACUCACCAUUGUGUAAUGGGAGACAGUCAGGACAUCUCUUUCUCUGAGCUAUCUUUUCCUAGUGGGGAUAAAGUAAAAUGUACUAAUCUUCCUAAAAGGCAGACUUACAUACCUACUGUGUUUCAGUCUCAUGUUCAUUACAAGCAGAUCUUUACAGCUGCUUUGACAGAACAUUUAAACAUACUGCUUUUUGAGCAGUCACAAAGACUAAACAAGGCUCUUUCCAACGUGAACAUGACUUUUUGCACUUCAGUGAAAAAUGGGCACAAGGAAAAUAAUGAAAACUGUGUUCCACUCUGCAAUCACAAGCAUCCAGCAAAGCUUGCUAUGGUUAAAAAAGAAGGUCAAAAUAAGGGUCGCCUUUUUUAUACCUGUGAUGCCCCCAAAACUGACCAGUGUAAGUUUUUCAAGUGGAUAGAAGAUGUGAACCCAGGACAGCUAAAAUCCAGACCCAGUUUAAUGCUUCAUGAUAUAAAGAGUAUUGGAGCUUACCUCAGAUGUCAAAAGAUUUCCCUCUAUGAGGAAUGCCAGCUCUUGGUGAGAAGAGCCUUCGAUGUUCAAAGAAAACAUAAUAAGCUAAAGACAUUAAUGAUUGCAAAUGCUACAUUUGAUGGGGAUUCGAAAAGCAAGCUAUACCUUAAAUUGAGCAGAAAGGAACACUCCUCCAUGUACAGCAGAGAUGAUCUGUGGGUUGUUUCAAAGACUCUAAACUUUGAAUCCCUGAACACUUUCAUUGCAUGUAGUGCUUUCUUUGGACCAUCAUCUAGCAAUGAAGUUGAAUUAUUGCCUCUGAAAGGCUAUUAUUCCUCCAAUUGGUGCUCAAAUAUUAUCGUUCAUGCCUUGCUGGUUUGUAAUGCUAGCACUGAGCUUACAGCUUUGAGAAAUAUAAAAGAGUACUUCAGUCCAGCUACUCUACCACUAAUAAAAUACCUACUAAAAAUGCCUGUCAGCGUCAAACAUGCUCACGACAGAGUCAACAAAAGAAAAUUUAUUCCGCCAGCCUUAAAUACAAAGUGUACAAUGAUGUGUGGGCUUCUCAGUCCAGAAGUAACAUUGGGAUUGGCCAGAAAGAUGAUCCAGACAUUCCAGCUGAACACAGAUCAAGCUACAGCACUGAUUCAAAUAGCUCAGAUGAUGGCAUCCCAUGAAAAUGAUGCACAAAUGGAAAACCAGCAGACCUUCCCUAUCACAAUCAUACAUGGUGUUUUUGGAGCUGGAAAGAGUUACUUGCUGUCUGUUGUGGUCUUGUUCCUGGUACAGCUCUUUGAAAGCAGUGAAGAAGCUGAAGGCUCAAAACCAUCCCCAUGGAAACUUCUGAUUGCUUCUUCCACUAAUGUUGCUGUUGACAGGGUACUUCUUGGUCUACUAGAUCUUGGAUUUGAGGACUUCAUCAGAGUUGGAAGUGUUAGAAAAAUUGCCAAGAGAGUUCUUCCUUACAGCUUACAUGCUGGCUCUGGAAGUGAGAGUGAAGAGUUAAAAGAACUGCUUGCCCUGAUGAAAAAAGAUUUAACUCCAGCAGAAAAAAUAUAUGUGAGAAAGAGUAUCGAACAUCAUAAACUAGGAACCAAUAAAGCUAUUCUGCGACAGGUGAAAGUGGUUGGGGCAACCUGUGCUGCCUGCCCAUUCCCUUGCAUGAAUAACCUGAAGUUCCCUGUGGUGGUGCUGGAUGAGUGCAGUCAGAUGACAGAACCUACUUCGCUCCUUCCCAUUGCAAGGUUUGUGUGUGAAAAGCUGGUGCUAGUUGGAGACCCUAAACAGCUGCCACCAACUAUUCAAGGGUCUGAAGGUGCUCAUGAUAAUGGAUUGGAGCAGACUCUCUUUGACCGCCUUAGUUUGAUGGGACACAAUGCAGUCUUUCUUAGGACACAGUAUCGUUGUCACCCUGCUAUUAGCUCUAUAGUCAAUGAUCUGUUCUAUGAAGGAAAUCUGUUGGAUGGUAUUUCAGAGAUGGACAGAAGUCCUCUAUUGGAUUGGCUUCCAACACUAUGUUUCUUUAAUGUUAAUGGGAUAGAGCAGAUUGAAAGAGACAAUAGCUUUUAUAACAUGGCAGAAGUUUAUUUUAUAAUCAAGCUUAUCCAGUCAUUGAUUGCAAGUGGAAUAGAGGGAUCCAUGAUUGGGGUGAUUACAUUAUAUAAAUCACAGAUGUAUAAGAUUUACAAUUUACUAAGUGCUGUACACUCUGAUGCUCUUGAGAUAAAAGCUGUCCAAGUGUCUACUGUAGAUGCAUUUCAAGGAGCAGAAAAGGAAAUCAUUGUUCUGUCUUGUGUGAGAACAAGACAAGUUGGAUUCAUAGACUCAGAAAAGAGAAUGAAUGUUGCCCUGACAAGAGGGAAGAGGCAUUUGUUGAUUGUGGGAAAUCUGGCCUGUUUGAAUAAGAACAAACUAUGGGGACGUGUAAUUCACCACUGCGAAGGAAGAGAGUUUGGAGUGCAACAUGUAAGCCUGUAUGAGCAACAACUGAACAACAUUCUUACACAUUACUUGGAGAAAAAGAUGGAAGAAGAAAACAAUAUGCCUAAGAAAGAAAUUAAAACUCUUUCACAGAAGGAAGAGUACAGCUGCGCAACUGAAUGAUAUGAAUACAGCUUCAUAGAAUGGUGUUCCAUGAUGAGAAGGGACGUAAGAGAGGAAACCUGUCCAUUAGAUAAGAAAUCUGGAAACUAACCAAAACAGCCUCUUCUAAGACAACAUAAAACAAUCAGAAAAAUCUCUUUAAAAUAAAAUAUGUAAAAAUUGUAGAAGAAUGUGUCUAGGCACCAAAUCCAGAAGUGUUUUGUAUUGGAAGUGUCUGUAGAGAAAAUUCACGAACUUAAGAUAUUCAAGCCAUUCUUCUUAGCUUCUGAAAACUUGAAACCGAUAACCAUAUUUCUUGUAUUUCAUAUAGAUAGACGACUUGGUUUUGGAAUGCGAUUUAAUAUGCAUGUAUUUGUUAUAAGACAAGUUCUUUUAGAGCCUAAAAUGAUCUUGUGAUAAAAUAAAGAUGGUCCACUAGGUGGUGCCAGUGCACUCUUUCUUGCCGCUGGCUGGACCAAUCUGAACAACUAUCCUUUUGAACUAUCAAAGGUUUAAUAAAGAAAGGUAGUGAAGAAAGAACAUUUGAAUAAUCGCACGACAUCAAUACAGAUAAUGACUUAAAUCUGAUGCAAGUCUGCUGCCAGCAGUAGCUGGAGUACUAUUCUUUGCCUGUGAAAAAACGGAGCUGCAUUACACAGCCUAAACUUCACAGUUAACCAUUUUAUUAAAUGUUUCCAGCGAGAAAGUGAGAAACGCUCUAUCAUAUUUGAGAAGAGUUUCUGGCCCAAGUAGCAGCUGAAGACAUUAAUAAGUGGAGUUGUGGAAGAAGAAACAGUAGAUGGCUGAAUAGCUCCUUUAAAUUACUGCUGACACCUCUGUUACAGCUCCCUAAAAUCUCAAUCAACAAUCCAUUAGAACUCAACAGGAGUAAAACUAAAUCCUCGUUUAAGUGUAUUUAUCCGAUCUCUUUUCACUCUUUCAAAUGCUAAAUCCAUUUCAGCAUAUGCCCCUUCUUUCUCUCGCCUUUCUCUAAAGACUGGCAGCCUAUACUACUCUUGUAAAUAUGAAAGAUGCUAAUCAUAUGACAUAUCACGUCUCAGUCGGAGCCUGGAAUAAAGCCUUGAGAUUUGGGAUCAUUGCCUCCAGACAACAGCUUCAUCAGCCGGAA
Molecule: messenger RNA, 9721 nt
Organism: Pelodiscus sinensis (Chinese soft-shelled turtle)
Lineage: Eukaryota; Metazoa; Chordata; Testudines; Trionychidae
Source: RefSeq, a predicted model, not a curated record